Molecule: messenger RNA, 744 nt
Organism: Symphalangus syndactylus (siamang)
Lineage: Eukaryota; Metazoa; Chordata; Mammalia; Primates; Hylobatidae
Source: RefSeq, a predicted model, not a curated record
CGGAACUACUCAGUGGUGAAGGCUGUGCGGCCACUGGGGGCCCGCCAGGGCUUUGGCUCCUUACUCAACCCAACCACGGUCCUCUCCAGCGCAGGCCGAAUUGAGGACCUAGCCUCCUUGAUGCCUACGGCCUGAGGGGGCUCCCGGGUGCCAGAUAUCUGACCCAGGCCAGGGAGGCUCCCCUGGGAGACCUGGCAGACCUGGAGGUGUGAGUCGGCUCUGAGCAGCUGCUCUGGGAGAGCCAGUCCACGGAGCCAAAGUUGGAGGGCAGCUGCCGGCCACAAGGUGGGGAGGAGGAGAGACGCAAGGCCGUCAGAUGCUUGCCCUGGAAACCAACCAUGAUGCUGUGAUGAAAUCCAGGCAACUGAGUUGUGUUUCAGCCCAAAGCAGCAAAUGGGAUCCAGCUUCAGGACCAUCAUCUGACAUAGGGGAAGAAGACUUACAUAGAAUGCCUAACCAGCACCCAAGAUCAUGUACAUGGAUGGAGCUGGAAGCCAUUAUCCUCAGCAAACUAACACAGGAACAGAAAGCCAAACACCGCAUGUUCUCACUUGGCUGGUGUCAGAGAAGGCUGAGUUGGGUACCAAGACAUUCGUUCUCUCCAGGUGGUAACAAGGACCCUCACAUGGUAUUAACGAAGACCAAAUGUUUGAAUUUCUGCUUGACUUCUUCUUCAAUUGUGAAAUCUGGAUCUAUGCAGAACCAAAAAUGAUCUUGAAAAGCCAAAGCAAUCCUAAGCAAAAA